AUGUCUGAAAAUUCAACAAUGAUAGAAUACGAACUUCCCGAAAAACAGACGGCUUCUCUCACAUUGCCGGCAUAUCGAGAGAUCCCUGAUGCAAUUCGGGUUGUGAAUUGCGGUUGCUUCGCCAAUGAUGGUCGGCAACCGUCGCCAACCAUGACGCUUCCCGCAUUUUUAAAGCGAGUGGUAAAUAAUAGGAAGCUCGAUAAGGAAGAUUGUGGCGCUUUGAUGAAAAUCCUGCAUCUCCGCCUCAAAAGGAUCGUCUUCUUCCUCGAAACCGAAGACGGAGAUAUAAAACUGAAUACGAAAAUCAAACAGGCCCGCAAAGAUGCCAAAAAGGCAUGCAAGGAGUCCGCCAAAACGGAAAAGAAGUCCCGCAAAGCCAAGAGAAGGGUCGAGAAGAUCGAAUCUAAGGCCUUUGUUGUAGACAGGAUGCUCAGCGAUGCCAAGAAGAAAACCGAUGCUGCAAUUGCAGAGAUUGAGGAAGCGAAGGACACUCACAGGCGCGCUGUGAGAUGGGCCGCAUCUGUUGGGCAGAGGUCUAAGGAAGCCAAGGCGGAGGCUCAGCAAGUGCGGGAACAGGCGAGUCUCGUUUAUAGCGAGGUAGAAUACUGUGAUCAUAUAGUUUGA
This is a messenger RNA of Monascus purpureus, 624 nucleotides long. NCBI's taxonomy places the organism in Eukaryota, Fungi, Ascomycota, Eurotiomycetes, Eurotiales, Aspergillaceae. The record is from the annotation of a GenBank genome assembly.